Nelumbo nucifera (sacred lotus) is the source of this 1269-nucleotide messenger RNA. RefSeq names its product Fe superoxide dismutase 3 (gene FSD3). NCBI's taxonomy places the organism in Eukaryota, Viridiplantae, Streptophyta, Magnoliopsida, Proteales, Nelumbonaceae. The record is from RefSeq and is a predicted model, not a curated record. Gene Ontology annotation, biological process: superoxide metabolic process. Gene Ontology annotation, molecular function: superoxide dismutase activity; metal ion binding. Gene Ontology annotation, cellular component: chloroplast nucleoid.
AGUGUCUGUAGUGUGUUAAAAAACGCAGAUCAGUUGCUUGCUAGCAUUACUCUUACCUUAUCAAGGAAUUGUAAUAGCACAGCAAAUCCGAAUUUUCGUUUCCCUCUCUUCUCUGUUACUGGAGCUUCGACUUCUUCGACUGUUCACCAUUGGCACACUCGAAAGAGAAGUUUGUUUGCAGGCUUAGAUAAUAGCUCACAUCAAUCGGAUAAGUGGUUAGAGAUAGACUCUCUGUCGUUGGUGUUCUGCCGAAAUGCUAUCUUAGCUACAACAGAAGCAGAGCACGAAUGGGGUCCUGUUUCAAUAACUCUUCACUUGCAUGCUCUCAUCUUCUAGCCAGCGAUUUUUCCAGGCCAUUAAAGCUUCCCAAAAUUCUGCAUUUGCAGAAAGGACAAUUUUGUAGGUCCCGGAGGGCUACCCAGUUUUGGGCUUUCCAUGGCCUCACAACUCCUCCAUACAAACUUGAUGCAUUGGAACCGUAUAUGAGCCAGAGGACACUGGAAAUGCACUGGGGAAAACACCAUCGUGGCUACGUGGACUGUUUGAAUAAACAGCUUGAGAAUAACAAUGUAUUAUAUGGGUACACCAUGGAUGAACUUGUCAAAGCAACCUACAACAAUGGGAACCCUUUGCCAGAAUUUAACAAUGCUGCCCAGGUGUGGAACCAUGAUUUCUUUUGGGAAUCUAUGCAGCCUGAUGGGGGCAAAACACCUGAAGGAGGUGUCCUUCAGAAAAUUGAAAAGGAUUUUGGUUCCUUUGCUAACUUCAAGGAGAAGUUUGUAAAUGCAGCACUCUCAGUUUUUGGUUCUGGCUGGAUUUGGCUCGUCUUGAAGACUAAAGAAAAAAGGCUUGAGGUGGUUAAAACAUCAAAUGCCGUUACUCCACUUGUCUGGGGUGAUAUUCCAAUCAUAAGUUUGGAUAUGUGGGAGCAUGCUUAUUAUCUAGAUUACAAGAACGACAGAGGCAAAUAUGUCAACAUCUUUAUGAAUCACCUUGUAUCAUGGAAUGCUGCAAAGGCUCGCAUGGCCCGUGCAGAGGCCUUUGUGAAUUUAGGAGAGCCGAAGAUUCCUGUGGCUUGAAAUGCUCCAUGCCUCCAUUUUUUGUUGAAAUAGUUCUUUUGACGUAUUGACCCUUUUUCAUGUUGGACUUGAAAUGCAUAUGCCAUGGCAUUGAUGGCUCAAAUGUGUAUACUGAUUUUUACCAGCAAAGAAACACCAGAGUUGUUACGAGUGCCCAAUGGAUAGAUGCUUAGAUAUUGAGAUGAUAAUA